AUGAUAAACCUGCUGCUCUCGACCAUCUCACGGCAGCAAAUACACACAACCACAGCAGCAGCAGUAGUAGCAGCAGCAGCAGCAGCAGCAACGCGGAAGGGGAACGCCUCGACUCCUCGGCAGCAGCAGCAAUUGCUGCAGCAGCAGCACCAGCAACCGCGCCAGCACCAGCAGCAGCAGCAACAGCAGCAGCAGCAGCAGCAGCAGCAGCAGCAGCAGCAGCAGCUGUCUGUAGAGCGACACCGACCGCAGGAAAUUCUGAGGGCCUUGGGCCACCAUGUUGAAGGCCUGCGUGCUCUGGCUGGGGGCCUGGAGAGCAGCAACAGCAGCAGCAGCGGCUGCAGCAGCAUCAGCGAUAGCAGCAGCAGCGAGGAGGAGAGCAGCAGCAGCGGGUACAGCCGCAGCAGCAGCAGCAUCUCACGCGUCUCCUGCAGCAGGAAAACCAGCCACGGCAAUGCUCAUGGUGCCUCCAGCAGCAACAAGGAGCAGCAGCAGCAGCAGCAACAGCAGCAGCAGCAGCAGCAGCAGGGACUCCGUCGUCGGCACUCGCGGAUGCGUAGAUCAGGGCCAGACGGUUUGAACACAUCAUCUGCAGCAGCAGCAGCAGCAGCAGCAAGAAGGAGCAGGUAG
Molecule: messenger RNA, 630 nt
Organism: Eimeria mitis
Lineage: Eukaryota; Apicomplexa; Conoidasida; Eucoccidiorida; Eimeriidae
Exons: 2
Coding region: 1-630 (209 amino acids)
Source: RefSeq, a predicted model, not a curated record